Parasteatoda tepidariorum (common house spider) is the source of this 1929-nucleotide messenger RNA. The record is from RefSeq and is a predicted model, not a curated record. Lineage: Eukaryota; Metazoa; Arthropoda; Arachnida; Araneae; Theridiidae.
GUGUAAAAUAAUUUUCUUUGAAUUUUAUUAGCUAAGAAAAUUAAAAAUAAAGAGAUGAAAAAUGCAAUUAAUUAGUGAUUUUCAGAAAUAGAUGCCGUUUUUUCUUCUUUUAAUUUGAAGAGUUUGCUGCUAAAAUUACUUCAAGCCGACAUCAGAAAUAAAAGAAUAAAAGAUGAAAGGUAGCUUAAGUUUUAAUAGACAUGAACAAGUAAAUUACAUAACAGAAAAUUUAUAUGCGACGUUCAAAACCGGUGAUUGAAUUCAAGAACUAAAGAAAUUCUAAUGAAAUUCAAGGACCUUUACCAUCUGCCUAAAAUUGACAAAUAUGAAAGUUACAGAAUAUCAGAAAAUUACUUUUAAUAGGAAGUGGUAAAAUGAGGAAGAAGAAUUGUGUGAUUUUCAUUACCGAAAUUAAAGAAGCUCAGUCUUAAAAAUAUCAGAAGUUUUGGAUUGGAUUUUGCUAUAAAACUGAGAACUGUAACAGUGCUUGAUCACCAGAAUGGAAUGGAAUUUAGACGAUUCCUAUGAUUUCUAGGUAAUGUUUUCAUACGAAACAUUCUUAUAAAUAACAUGCAUGAUCUUUUAAUGCUUUUUUAAGAAUGAAAUAGACUUUUUGGUGUCAGGACAUUGUAUAAAGUACAAUAAUACUUUUCAAAAGAAGCCUAAAAAUUUUGUAAGUGAAGGGUAGUUAUAUGAGAGAAUUUAAUUUCUUAAAAUGGUAAUUUCUUACUUCAUUUAGCAUUUAAAAUUUUAAAGUUUGAAUCACUUUUUAGUUUUAGCAGCUUUCCAUUUCCAAAUCACAAGAAAGGAAAUUGAGAAAAUCAAAUCAUAAAUACGUAAAUCGUAAAACAGAUAGUAAAAAAGCUCUGGCUAGUUGAUUGAAGUGGCUUCCUUUUUCUGUUAAAUGAGAUCAUAAAAAAAUGUUUUAAAGAACAUAUUGCAUACUAAAGUAAUGGAAAUUUUUAACAGAUAAAAAAAAAGAAAAAAAAGAUGAAAACUAUAUAAUGUACUAAAGAAUGAAAACUAUAUAUUGUGAUUUUAUCUUUAACAGAAAGUUCAAAAGGACAAAUAAUAUGCUGGAUGUCGUUCCCUCUUCAUGGGUCAACCUGAAGGCUAAACCAAAUAUCUGUCGUUGGCCCCCUUAUUCAAUGAAUGCAAGAAUUGUGAAAGCAGCAAAAGCCAGUGUGCAACCGGAAACUAAUUGGAAAAGAUAUGCUGUAAAAGUUAUCCACAAGUCUAGAUAUUAUCAAAAUGCUGUAAAAGCAUUAAAAAGGUUCCAAGCUCAGGAAGAUAGUGACAUCGAAAUGUUUUCUCCUGAAAGUACAGUGGAGAGCACACCUAGAAGACAGUUUCUUUAAAAAGUUAGGUCACCAGUUCUAUCCCCUCGCACCUACAAAUGUCCUGAGGGUUAUUCUGGACUGGACUACGAUAUCGAAGGUGCUGACCACUCUAAUGAUGGAUUCACAACACAGGCCUCACAAAAAAAUAUCUAAGUCAUCAGGAGAGGAUUCUAGAAGAACAUCAAUUCAAAGAGCCAUUCGACGCAGAGCCCCUUGAUGAAGAGCCCCUUGAAGCAGUGUCCCUUGAAGAAGAGGGAGAGCAACUAAAAACAUUUUCGAUGGGAGAGAAGAGUUGCAACAACUGUAUAAAAUUACAAGGUUUGAGUUUGUAAUUUUUUAAAUUAUGUUCUUAUUCUAUGUAAAUAUAAAAAUGCAAAAUAAAAAAUUUGAAUUUGCUCUUUUUCCAUGCCAAUUAAAAAAUCUGUUUGACAUUUUAAAGUCGAUCAAAUCUCAAGUGGACUAUAACAGGGAAAUGCUUGAAAAAAGAGAAGUUUCGAAAGAAGCAUCACGUUUCUCUUUCAAUCUGUUAGAAAGCUACGAAGAGUGCAGCUUGCUGAAUGAGGAGUUAGAAAACGACUUAAGAUUUUUA